GCCUUGGACAGCUUGCCACGAGAGUUGCUGGCGCACUUGCAGCACGAAGUGGGCCUUCCGAUCUUGGACACUCAUGCGAUGCUGAAACAUUUGAGUGUGCUGGGCAGCAAGGAGAUGACUCGCUUGUGCGAGAAGGCCCUGAAGGAGUCCCGACGGAUCUACGGCGAACACCUGUUCGAAGCCGGCGGCGGCGGCGAAAAGAUGUAUUUCAUCCUGUCCGGACGCUUUCACUACACCA
Molecule: messenger RNA, 238 nt
Organism: Durusdinium trenchii
Lineage: Eukaryota; Dinophyceae; Suessiales; Symbiodiniaceae
Source: the annotation of a GenBank genome assembly